CCUCUCAUUUUGAAUUCGAUAGCAACAACCGGUUAACACGAACUGGUCAUUAAAGUGAAUAUCUUCCAAAACAACGAGAAAAUUGGCUACUUAUACAAAGGUUAAACGGUGGAUGGUGGAUAUCGAUAUCGCAGGAAUUUUCUUCUUGUUAUCUAUAUCCACAUUUCUUUUUCAGGCAAGUAUUUCUUAGCCAAGCAUCGCUGGUUGAGGACCAGUCUCCUACAAAAAUAUGUGGAGACAUUCAUAGUCAGUUUGCAGGUAGUUUUCCGCCGAUGGUUAAUUACCCAUUUCUUGGUGACUACGCUGUGCGCAUCCAUCAAAAUCUUGAAUGCAUUGCGCCAUUCUUCAGCGGUAAGGUGAAAUGCAGUUCUUUGGAACAAUUUCAUGGUUCAUCCAUCUAUUUAACUGCUUUCGAGUUUUGGUCAAGUAUCCGGGUAACUUCUUCAUUUUCCAUGGAAGCCAUGAAUGCGCCCCGAUUAAUCGAGUGUACGGCUUCUUUGAAGAAUGCAACAGGCGUUACAAUACCACGCGAUUAUGGCUCGGUUUUCAGGUUCUUCAAUUCUCUUUUUCAUCUUGGAAUGCCACCUAUUUUAUUUGGUCCGCAGUAUGAAAUAGGAACGGAAGCCUCAUUUCAGGAAGCACUCGCAGUGAUUCCAUUCCAAAUUCUUUGCAUGCAUGGUGGCUUGUCUCCCAGUGUUAUUAGAAUGCCCACUUACCAAAAGGUAUUUAGAUAUUUUGUGCGGAAAGAGAGCACAUCUUUACAGUAA
Molecule: messenger RNA, 767 nt
Organism: Angiostrongylus costaricensis
Lineage: Eukaryota; Metazoa; Nematoda; Chromadorea; Rhabditida; Metastrongylidae
Source: the annotation of a GenBank genome assembly